AUGGCUGAUAUUGUAGCUGCAAUUGAAUUAAAUGAACCACGUUUCUUGGAACUCUUAACCAAGUUGAUUGGUGAGGCCAAGACCUUGCAAAACAAGCCACCCGAGUUGAUCCCAGUUGAAGAUAAUGCUGGUCGUCAUGUCUUGGCUGCAUUAGACAAGUUCAAGGUUGAAAAUGGAGGACCAUUAAAGAUUCAACAUGUUGCAUUCCAUGAAGGUAGAGGCAAUAUCUUGAUUCAAUACCCAGGUACCACUGAAAAGUCAAUCUCUUUUGUUGGUUCUCAUUUGGAUGUUGUUCCAGCUUCACCAGAAACUUGGGAAAGAUACCCAUUCAAAUUAACAAUUGAAGGAGAUAAAUUAUAUGGUAGAGGUACAACUGAUUGUUUGGGACAUGUUGCAUUGUUGACUGAUUUGUUUAUCGAGUUGGCCACCAAGAAGCCAGUUCUCAAGCACUCGAUCAACGCUGUGUUCAUUGCAUCCGAGGAGAAUGAUGAGAUUCCAGGUGUCGGAGUCGACGAGUUGGACAAGCAAGGCAAGAUGAACCAUCUCAAGAACGGCCCACUCUACUGGGUCGAUUCGGCCGACAUGCAACCAACCAUCGGUACCGGAGGCUCCCAAAACUGGAACCUCAAGGCCCACGGCAAGUUGUUGCACUCUGCCAUGCCCCAACACACCGUCAACGCCAUUGAAUUGGCCAACGAAGCCUUGGCCGAGAUCCAACAACGUUUCUACAAGGAUUUCCCAGCACACCCCCAAGAGGCCAAGUACGGCUACGACGUCAGCAGCUCGAUGAAGCCAACUCUCUGGAAGAAGCUCGACGGCUCCUACAACCAAAUCCCAGGUGAAGCCACCAUCUGCGGUGAUAUCCGUCUCACCCCAUUCUACGACAUGACCGACGUUCGUGCCAAGAUCGAAGGUUAUGUCAAGGACAUCAAUGCCAACAUCACCCAAUUGCGUUCACGUGGUCCAUUCCACAAGUACGAAAUCCCAAAGGACGGUGUCAAGGGAAGAGUCGAAAUCGAGUGGGUCGGUGUCGGCAGUCCAGGUAUUGCCUGCAACAUUGACUCUGCCGGCUACAAGGCACUCGGUCAAGCCACCAAGGAAGCCACCGGCGAACUCAAGCCAGUCUCUACCUGCGGCACCUUGCCUUUGGUCAAGGAACUCCAAGACAGUGGUUUCGACGUUCAAAUCACUGGUUUUGGUCGUGAAGAUUGUUAUCAUGCCGACAAUGAAUACGCUAACCUUUCAGAUUUCAAGAAAGCUACUCAAAUUCUUACUCGUACUAUUCAAUUAUUAGAACAAUAA
Messenger RNA from Cavenderia fasciculata, 1302 nucleotides. RefSeq names its product acetylornithine deacetylase (gene argE). The transcript has 3 exons. NCBI's taxonomy places the organism in Eukaryota, Evosea, Eumycetozoa, Acytosteliales, Cavenderiaceae. Gene Ontology annotation, molecular function: hydrolase activity. Bases 1 to 1302 code for a protein of 433 amino acids. The record is from RefSeq and is a predicted model, not a curated record.